Panicum hallii is the source of this 1159-nucleotide messenger RNA. Its product is annotated as (DL)-glycerol-3-phosphatase 2. The record is from RefSeq and is a predicted model, not a curated record. Gene Ontology annotation, molecular function: sn-glycerol 3-phosphatase activity. NCBI's taxonomy places the organism in Eukaryota, Viridiplantae, Streptophyta, Magnoliopsida, Poales, Poaceae. The transcript has 5 exons. Gene Ontology annotation, biological process: glycerol biosynthetic process. Bases 118 to 933 code for a protein of 271 amino acids.
GCCGUCGGCUGUGGAGUUCGCAGACGCGCACGCCAAUCGGCAAUCACCCAAAUUCCCACGGAAACUAGCCAGCCACCUACACCCAGAUCUCCCUCGCUUGCUCGCCGGGGCGCGCCAAUGGCAUCCACCAGCGCUAACGAGUCGGCUGCGGCGGCGCAGCCCAGGGCCGCCAUCUCGCACGUCAUCUUCGACAUGGACGGUCUCCUCCUCGGUAUCUUUCUUUCUCUCCCUUCCUCUAUUUCUUGGAUUCAGGGCGAGUUUCUUGGCUCUCGAUUCUAUGCGUCUGGUGGUGCUGCAGACACGGAGGGCUUCUACACGGAGGUGCAGGAGAAGAUCCUUGCGAGGUACGGCAAGGUCUUCGACUGGUCCCUCAAGGCCAAGAUGAUGGGCAAGAAGGCCACCGAGUCGGCGCGCAUCUUCGUCGACGAGUGCGGCCUAGACGGCCUGCUCACCCCCGAGCAGUUCCUCGAGGAGCGCGAGAGCAUGCUCCAGGCUCUCUUCCCAUCCUGCACUAAGCUGCCAGGGGUACUACGUCUGGUCCAUCAUCUUCAUGCCAAUGGAAUACCCAUGGCUGUUGCAACAGGAUCCCAUAAACGUCAUUUUGCACUGAAGACACAGAACCACCAGGAGAUGUUCUCCCUGAUGCAUCAUGUUGUCAUGGGGGAUGAUCCGGAGGUGAAGGCUGGCAAGCCAUCUCCUGAUAUUUUCCUCGCUGCUAUGAGGCGGUUUGAGGGCAAUGUAGAACCAAGUAAAUGCUUGGUUUUUGAAGAUGCACCAUCGGGUGUAGCAGCAGCAAAAAAUGCUGGAAUGUCUGCGGUGAUGGUCCCAGAUCCGCGGCUUGAUGUUUCUUAUCACAAAGGAGCUGACCAAGUUCUCAGUUCAUUGUUGAACUUCAAACCCAGCGAAUGGGGCCUGCCACCUUUCAAAGAGUAGACAAAUUCCAUAUGACGAUUUGAAAACUCCGAGGAAUGAGAGAAUUUCAAACACUAACAGCAUUGAUAAGAGAAAUUUCAUAAGAUGUUGUUCAAGAUUCUGUUUGUCUUAGGCCUUAGGCCUUAGUAGUAACAAUUUGAGCAUUUUUGUUGCCCCUUAUUCUAUGGCAGAAAACCACUUCAUAUGACUUCCCUUCAAUGAAGAUGUUAUGACAUUAAUAUGUCUA